Caenorhabditis sp. 36 PRJEB53466 is the source of this 3234-nucleotide messenger RNA. The record is from the annotation of a GenBank genome assembly. Lineage: Eukaryota; Metazoa; Nematoda; Chromadorea; Rhabditida; Rhabditidae.
AUGACCUCUGGAAGCGGAGCGGAUCAGCAGCCAUCGUAAGCAUUUUUCUCACUUAUACAGUCGGGCAAAAACUGCAAAAAAUCGAUAGUUUUUUUUCCAGUUAACUGUGAUUCUUUGCGAGGGUGUAGUGAGAAACGCGCCGCGAACUCGGCCACCAUUCAAAAAAGGGGCGUGGUCUUGCGCAAUUGCCGCACGCAAUUUUGCAAGUUUGGCGCGCGCGCUUUCUGUUUAGCCGCAAUUGUUUCCGACAGCAUUUUGAAGACGUUCUUACUGCUUUUCAGGAAUAUUACACAGCGCUGUUAUUGGUUUUUGCCGUUGGCAAUUUUUCUCUGUUGAUAACAAUUGCUAAAGAUAAUAAAGCUUCUAUAAACUGCGUUCUUUCAUUUUCGAGAUAAAAAAAAUAGAAAAUUCUGCCGAAAACAAACAUUAAUUGACAGAGAACAAGCGCUAAAAUAUGAAACAAGCGCGAAAUUCCUGAAACAUUGCGCGAAAUUCCUGAAACUCGGCGGAAACCGUGGCCUAGUACCACGGCCUGCGACCCCGGGGCAAAUGGACUAGAAUUUUCCUCGUCACCCUCGCAAAGAAUCACCGUGUGCAGUUUUAAACCUGCUUAAUGAUCCCAUCAUCCCAUGAUCUUUUCAGAUGGAUCACCGACCGAAUGGAAAACGGAAUCGCCGUCGGCAACGUCCGCUCGCUCAUCAAAAUUCUGGAGUGCGUUGCCGACAAAGCCGCGUCGGCGCCGGAUGACUACGAAUCGGACGUGGAUCGUCACAAAUUGAUGGUCGAUGUCAUGUCGAUGACGAUAAAGUUUCACGCGGAAGUCGUCGCGAAAACCAGCUCUUUUAUGAAGGAAAUAAGAACGCCGGUGAAAAGAUUCAAGAUCGAGGACGUGGAGGAGGAUUAUUAUUCGGGCGACGCCGAGGUGUUCAUUCCGGCCGAACAAUCCGAUUCCGCCAGCAGACUGACACAAGAAGACAGAAGAAGACGACUGUCAUCCGACAGUAACUCCCAUUCUAUGGAAUCCUUUACGAACUUUGGCUCCGUCGGCUCUUCGGUCCGUCUUCCCACACCUCAAUCGUUCACCCCUUUAUUCGGCAGCGGCUCGAACAUUCCGCUCUCCCUGCCCGCAGCCAAAUUUGUCCUUUUCGGAUUCGAGAAGUUUCCGUUACCGGCGGACAUUCUGGAAGCGAUCGGGUAGAGUUUACUAGAGAACACCAGCAUAUGAUUCGCCUUUUUUUAGAGUCUACAUGUCUUAUGGUCAAGUUCAAAUGUACUUGGAAAACACGGAUCAUCAAUUUUGGAAGUGUCACACCGAACAGAUCGUUUUCAAAGUGGAUCAACGCACCGCUUUUGCUCUUCUGAAGCUAUUCGACGGCGAUCAAUGCGAUCUGAAGAAGCAUAGCAAGAGACCGGAGCUCGGCGUGAGAAACUGCUCAAAAAAGCGAACGAGAUAACUCAAUGUUCAGAAAUGUCUGCUUCUGAAUCAUGGGGUCAACAGUCUGAAGGAGGAAGCGAUGCUGUGCUUGGCCACCGUUUACUCGGAAAUCCAUCCGCGGUGCACCGUCGAUGUCUUCGGAGAGACUCUGAAAAUCACGACGGGCGGGGAGAUCGAAGAGAUCACUACUUUCAAGGAUCUCGUGUUCGAAAUGACCACAAUCCGCGAAACGGUUUUGAGCCGAAUGUCGGAAGAGGGACGGAGAGAGUUCGAGAGGGUCGCCGAUCUCGAAAGAAGAUCGAUCCGCAAACGUUCUAGAAGUUAUCAGUCCAAAAAUGUGUCGAUGUAAUGUUAAUAAGUAUUUAAAAAUUGGAUAAUAAAACAUGUCAAAUUGAUGAGAAUUUUCCGUUUUCGGUUCUUUUCCCACAAUUAUCGUUGUUGUUCACAUCAUUUUCUCUCCAUUUUCCACCUUUUCCAGACCCGUCAUGACUUCUCCUUCUCGCCACCCAUCGUCAGUUUAUUAAUCCUCUUAUUCGGCUCGAAUUCUUCCGUCUCCUUUACAGAUGGCUCACCGAUCGGCUGGAAAGCGAGCUGGUCGUCAACAAUAUCCACUCGCUCGUCCGCAUUCUCAAGAGUCUAGCCGACAAAGCGGCACGUGCUCCAGAAGAAAAAGAAGAAGCGGAAGGAGACGGCGACGGACGGCAGCAGAUCCUCGUCGAGCUCAUUUCGAUGACGAUUGAGUUCCACGAGAAAGUGGUCGCCAAAACGAACAGUUUGGUGAAGCGCAGCGCGAAAAACCGGCAGAAAGAUGAGGAAAUCAGCAAGAAACGGGUGAAGACGGAGCCGGGAUCGCCCGAGAAAGACCCGCUAUUGCCUCCGUCCAUUGGAGAAACGUGGAGAACCGAUUCGCCAGAUAUUGUACUUAAUAUUCAUUGAUUUUCCCAGAAAAUUUGUCAUUUUCAGCCAGAUUGGCCAACGCGCAAUCCUCUCGUGAUCUCUUGGAAACCCGAACCGAACUUUGACGUCACCUGGCGUACUGAGCAGCCGAAUCCGCCGUCGCACUUCUUCUUCCGCGAUACGAAACCGCCGGCCAAGAGAAUUUUGGCGUCAUUCGAUCCGAGAGCGCCGCCUCCGAACAUUCCACGCGCCCAUCCUCGGGGCGGUCCGUCCAAAUUCGCAUUGUUCUCGUUCGGCGUCGCUGACGCUUCGACUGUGGCAAAAAUUCUGAACCUUCUUGGGUAUCCAUGAUCAGAAUCGAUUCGAAAAAAAGUCGAUGUCUUCAGAAUCCCCACGUCAUCGACGCAAAUCAGCGUGACCGAGGAUAACACGAUCCACAAGUUUUUGUGGAAUUUCGGCACUAAACGCUUGGUUUUCGAGGUUGAUCCGCCGAGAACUUCGGCGAUUUUGGGCAGAUUCAACGGAAGUCAAUGCGAUCUGAGAAUGCACAAUGAAGAUCCGGAGCUCCGGGUGAGAGCCCUUAAAUAUAAUGUAAAAACAGGCAUGUGUUGUAGAGACUUAUGCUCGUUUUCCACGACGACUACAUAUUCAAAAUGGAACUGAUGCUCUGCGCGGCCGGAAUUCUCGCGGAGACGUGGUCCCCGAGCGAUGGAUCAACUAUUGCCGCAUUCGGCGAAAAUGUGACGAUAUCGUGGAACGGAACCGUCGAGGAAACGAUCAGCUUCGCGGAUAUUGUCGUCGAACACGUGGAGGUUUACCGGAAAAUUCUGGAGGCGUUGACCGACGAGGGAAAGCGAAGAGCCGAGAAAUUGAGAGAACGUGCGCUGAGAGGAUCGAUAUGA